Rhea pennata is the source of this 3460-nucleotide messenger RNA. It is a transcript of the gene CFAP20DC, whose product is annotated as CFAP20 domain containing. NCBI's taxonomy places the organism in Eukaryota, Metazoa, Chordata, Aves, Rheiformes, Rheidae. The coding region runs from base 227 to 2614 and encodes 795 amino acids. The transcript has 18 exons. The record is from RefSeq and is a predicted model, not a curated record.
GCUUCCUGGGCUGAGCGCUCCUGGCGUGCCGUGGCGAGCGGCGGGGACGUGCCGGAGGGGAGCCCCGCGAAGAUACUAAAACCCUUCAUCAGUGAUGAACUGCCUUCUCUGGUGUAUCCCAGCCUACCAUAAAUCAACACUGGCUUCGGGCCCAUGAUGUAUAGUCUAUAGAUGUCAUUACUGACUGAGAAGCAGAAAUUAUUUCUUCCCUGUGGAAGCUGGAAAAAUGUUCAAAAAUCAGUAUCAGGGUGGCGCAUUUGUGGAAAUAUUCAGUGCUCAAGGCAAGAACCCUGGUGCAAAGUGGAAGAUUUUUGGCAAUCCAUCAGCUAUAUGGAAAGAGUAUGAUAAGGAGGUAAAAGGCUUUGUUUUUGUACUUGAAGGAAGCAGUCAAAUUAACAAAAUGCAGCUACCAAAGGAAGCUAGACAACCUCUCGGACUGAUCCAGCAGUUUCUGACACUUCAGAUUUUUGUGCCAUUGGGACAAGACUUCUCCACUGAGUUACUGAUAACUGAUUUAGGAAAUAUUAAAAGAAGAUUAUAUUUAUCAACAGUCCACAAGGAGUUGUCUGUAACCCCUCUGCAUGCAAAAAUCCCUCUUUUUAUGAUCAAGCGCAAAAUAUGGUGCAAUAUGUGUAUUGACUUGGUAGCAUUCACCAGUGAAAUAUUCAGAGGAGCUGUCUUCCAGUCUUUGGAUGGAAUUAUUAUUUCAGCUAACUGUAAACUGAGAAAGAUCUUCACUUUAAAAAACAAGCCUCAAGAUACAGCUGAGGAAGAUGAUGUGUAUGUUGUUCCACUUGCACCUGCUGAGCCUACAGAUGUUAUUCCUCGAAACUGCCAAUUAAAUACGGAUGUGCCUCAAGUUACACAGUUGCUGAACUUGACUAAAAUUCACAAGCCAGAAAUAAAAUGCAGGAGCCAUCCCAUAACAAUGGAAGAAACAGGUCUCUUGAUUAAUAGAAGACAAAGCAGUAUACGGAGCAGUAAAACUCAGGAUGUGUCACACAUUGCUUUUGGAACAAAGAUCCUUGGACCUCCCCCAUCUUCAACCAGAAGAGUCAGUGCUAGGGUAUCUGGAGAGGUAACGAAGACUACGGGUAGGCAGACUAAUAGAUCCUGCCGACUUCAAAGCUUAGAAAAGGGAAGUGAAGUUCUACAAGAUGCUGAGGAGUCAGAACUAUCAUUCUCACCAUGCAAUGAAUCUCUAGAUCAAGGAGGCAAAAGAAAUACUCACCGGACAACUAAAAAUGUACAUCAAAAUGACCUUGUAAAUCAGACCCAGAAAACAUCUGACAGUGGAGCAGCAGAACUUCAGCUCCCUCCGCCACAAGCACUAUCAACAGACAAGAACAGUCUUAGAUUAUGUCUAAAAAGUGCUGCCAAAAGCACAGGGGAGACAACCAAUGAUGAAUGGGUGUUUCCUGAAAUUGCCAGUGAGGCUUUUCAUUUGGAUGAGAGUCCGCAGUUCACAGCUAUUCAAGAUUCAACCUGUCAUAAUAUAACCUCACCGCAGAAUGCCACUGCUGAACAUCAAGGCAAUGAAACAGGUGAUGACCAAGUGAAUCAUAAAGAAAUUUUCACAUUUUCAUCAAGACCUCAGUCAGCUUAUCAUGGGAAGUCUCCAAGUAUGUCACGAGAAGGUUGCCUUUUCCCUUUGGAUUUGAAGCAAGACAGUAACCAGGCCCAAAGGGAAACCCAAACUGAAGAUAACUUUCAAGGAACUGACAGCACUGAAGAGGGUGACAGCAGUGAAUUCAUCCAGGGUACUGAGUACCUUAAGACCAGCCACAGCAGGCAAGGAAUAUUUGAUUCAGCAGUUCUUAAAGAGAGCCCAGUAAAGAGAAUGUCCUGGAGAAAUGAAUACUGGAAGAAUAAGGGACACAGCAAACACAGCCUCAAGGAAACCAUAUUGUCAAAACCACAAUGUUCCACUAUGAAAAAAAUAGAUUCUGCUAACUCUCAGAGAAGUUUAAUGCCUACCCCUUGUCUUUCUCCAACUGGAAGUAAAUCAGAAUUCUUUAGAGUAAUUCCAAAUGCAUCUGAAAAACCUGAAAGAUCUGAAAGAGUAUUUGGUCAAUUAAAAACAUCAAUCAAUAUAAAGUCCAUGAAGAAAAUCUCAAGAGAAAAUUUGUGUAUGACAGCAGAGACUUCUGAGUAUGAUUGGAAAAACUACCAGUCAAACAGACUAAGUGCAUCUGAACUACAAAUGUUGGCUAGCAUGACAAGACAACAAAAUGAAGAUUUAGGAGAUACUGGGAUCUCACAUGGGCUGAGUGCAUCACAGAUAGAUGACUGCAAUGUUAGCAUAAGCACAAGCAGUGAUGAUACAGCAACCUGGAACUCUUCUUUCCCCCCACCUGUCAGUCAAGAGCACCACUAUCAGAAAGAAAUGAGCCCACUUUCUCAUUCCAACCCACGGGACUGGCUGAAUAUGUUCAGUCCCCCCAUCGUUCCUGCAAGCCAACAGCUAGAGGAACAAUCUUCAGCAAAUCAGAGUAUUCCAGGUGAAGAUGACUUCAAUACUGAAGAAGAUGAGGAAGUCUUGACUCUUUUGUAUGAUCCAUGUCUGAACUGUUACUUUGAUCCAGACACUGGGAAGUACUAUGAAUUGGCAUAGCCAGAUCAUGAGCAUAUUACUUUGUUUUCAGAAUAGGUUUGUGUUUUAACUGUUUAUAAAGUAUGACUGAGCUAUAUAAUUUAUCAUGUAAGUUAAAACUUGAAUUAACCAAUAGUUUUAUAAACAAAUGAAUAUAGUUUGUAAAUAAUGUGUCUUUUUUUUUAGUUUGGUAUUAAGUGGUAGUGCAGUGGAAAAUCAUAUAACAUAGAAGUUCCUUGUGGCUAAGACAUUUGUCUGUCUAAUUUAUUUCCAAUAUUCAGAGGAUCUGUAUGGGAAUAAAUUAAGUUGAAGAGCUUUUGCAGUGUUCAUCUGUAAAUGAUGGCUUGACUCAAAUCUGUUUUUUCCUUACUUGCUUACUGUGUAUUUUUAAUUGAUUCCAAGCUAUCUAUCCAUUGUACUCUUAAGACGUAAAAUGUGUUGUUUAAAGAUCUGUAUUUCAUGAGUGCUCUCUCACUUUAGUCGUCAGAAAAAGCAACAUUUUCCUCAUCUUUGAAUAAUUCUCUACUAUUACAUACUGCAGGAAUGGGAUUACAUCAAAGCUGAAUGGUGGUACACAGUGUACAGGGCAGUGCACUUCAAGGUAUGUGCAUGGGCAAUCUGUGAAUCCAAACCCCAACACGAUAAAUGUGAAAGACCUGAGUAUACCUACACUCUUAUUUUACUGAUGUAAUUUAGUAUGGGCCUGAGAAGGAGUGGUAAGAGUGAUUGCUUCAGCACUCCGAAACUUGAGCCUUACCUACAUUCACAGUAAGGCAAGAAGACAUGUAUAUGAUUCGUAUGUGAAGUUGUGCUCAGAAUAUAGUUCUCCUAUGUUUGUAUUAUUUAUUCUGUUACACAUCUUAAUAA